AUGCAGAGCGUACAAGUUCACCCGGAAGCAGCCAAUAUUACGCGCCUUUUUGAAUCUCGCGCCAGGCAGCAAGGGGCGGAUCUGGCUGCGUCAUCGACCUCGAUUCGGCCGACGCGAGACCAGAUGAACGCGACUGCGUUGAGUACACUGUUGGACCGCCGGAAGUCAGUUCGAACGAAGGGAGAGUUAGAGCAGUUGGAACGCGAGUUUGGCAUUGGGCACGACGCGUUGGAGAAGCUGGUGCGAUUCGUGAACAGUCCGAGCAUCGACAAGGCGAGCAUUCGGCCUGCUGCUGGCAAGUCCGAGGAAGAGGGUUUCGUAGCAACGGCUGUUUGGAUGGCGCCCAGUCUUAAAUCAUAA
Molecule: messenger RNA, 360 nt
Organism: Psilocybe cubensis
Lineage: Eukaryota; Fungi; Basidiomycota; Agaricomycetes; Agaricales; Agrocybaceae
Exons: 3
Coding region: 1-360 (119 amino acids)
Source: RefSeq, a predicted model, not a curated record